AUAAUUUCUUAAGCUUUUAUAAAACAUUUAGUUUAAUUAGUUUUUAGUAUUUAUUAGCUUACAAAUAAAAAAAAGGAAAACAAUUUUCGGUCGAAUUUUAUACGCAUAUUUUUUAUACAAUUUACAUAUUAAAUAUUUUAAAUGGAAAAAUAUUUUCGUUUCAAAUAAGACUUAUAAAAAUAAUGCAAAUCAAAGUUAACAAUAGUUUUUGAAGAAGAAAGGAACCAAUAUGAGCAAACCAAGAUAUAAAAAUAAAAAAGAACUCCAAGAAAAUAUGGAAGAUACUCCUGCAAAUGGCCAUUUAAGUGCAUCCACUUGUAUAACGCAUUUAAUUUUAGCAGGAACUUCAGCUUGGACAUUAAAAUACUGUAAUGCGGAGUACCCAUUUUCAUUUGCCUCAUAUAUUAUGCUUUUUGGUCACUCAUUAAUUGGCGCAGCUUACUAUGGACAUCCACAACCAUGUGAUUCAGUUAGAAAAAUUUGCAAAAUUAGCACAAUUUUAGUUGAAUCUUGCUCUGUACCUUUUUUGACUUCACAACUUUUAUUAUUAAAAAAUGGUUACGGAAAUAUGCCUAAUUUGUUAUGUAUACCAGCAUUAACAGCAGCAAUACCAAUAGUAUGGAGUUUUUUCAAGGGAGACAGUUUUCAUAUAAUGAUAGAUAUUAUUGUGGGAUUUAAUUUAUGUGUCUUACUUUAUUUGGCGGUGCAAUAUGAUAGUCCUUGGGCAUAUGGACUUUUUACAUUGGGAGUGCUCAAUCAAUAUGUUUUUAGUCAGAUAUGCGAGAAAUAUGAAGUGCCAAGGAUGGAUUUAAUUGCAGUCGGUUUGACUUUCUUUUGUAUAUUUAGUAUAAAUACACUGUACGACGCAAUUAUAUAAUAGAAAAUGUUUUGCUAAGUUUGAUUCUAGUUAUUAGUUUUAAAAAAAAACUUCUGUGCAAUAUAUACAAACAUUUAAACGUGUUCUAAGUAAACCCAGUAAUAUGUCAGUAAUCUCAAACUACAUCAAAUAUUUUGACUUAAAAUUUAUAAUUUUGUUUUUAUAUACUUAUACAUAUUAGCAUUAUUAUACAAAUGUAAAAUAUUUAUUAUAAUGUACAGUGGUACAAUUAAUAAGUCCAUAUUUAUUCAAUUUUGUAUGUAUUUUAAUUGAUGGACAGUAAAAAUUAUCUCAAAAUUUACA
This is a messenger RNA of Condylostylus longicornis, 1180 nucleotides long. RefSeq lists its product as uncharacterized. The coding region runs from base 230 to 877 and encodes 215 amino acids. The transcript is spliced from 3 exons. Lineage: Eukaryota; Metazoa; Arthropoda; Insecta; Diptera; Dolichopodidae. The record is from RefSeq and is a predicted model, not a curated record.